This is a messenger RNA of Scedosporium apiospermum, 2637 nucleotides long. RefSeq lists its product as uncharacterized. The record is from RefSeq and is a predicted model, not a curated record. The transcript has 4 exons. The coding region runs from base 1 to 2637 and encodes 878 amino acids. Lineage: Eukaryota; Fungi; Ascomycota; Sordariomycetes; Microascales; Microascaceae.
AUGGAGGACCUCUUCUUAGAACCCCAGCCCGGACCUAGCGUCACGGAUUUGCCGGAGGGUCAGGCACCGUCACUGCUUCCGACACCGCCUCGGCUCAUGCCUCACUUUGCUUACCUCGAAAAAUUCGAAGGGGGAAGUGUAUACACCGGUAUCUCGGCCGGCAGGGGCAAGUUCGUCCCCGUUCAGGAGAUUGUUCCGUCUCCCCACAUAGCCUUCGUAGUGGAAAAGGAUCGAAUUCGCAAGACUCUCGGCAUCAACAUUCAGAGUGACGGCUUGAUGGUGACCAUCUUCAAUGCCCUUGCUACGUACGACACCAACCCGCAGUAUCUCCCGUCCGACUUUGACACUUUGAUGAAGUACUAUGACGCUCUCCAUCAGCACCUCGAGGUUCUGGAGACUCAACUCCCCGGCCAGCCGGCCACUCUGGAAUUCCGGCUUCUUGUUGAAGAUCUCAUGCUAGACAGGGCAAUCUUUGAUGGCAUUGGCAUAGAGCAGUUCCGCCAGCGUGGUGUACUGUGCCAAUUACACCUUCAAAACAUUCACGAACGUAGCAUCGAUGCCGGCCUCGAUGAAAUUGACGACUGCUUCGCCCUCGGCCUCAUGCCGGCUUACAUCACCGAGGAUUAUCUCUGCGCUCUUAAUGAAAAGUACACCGAACUGGCCCUUAACGGAGAUUUUGUCGGGCUUUAUAAUCUCUGCGAGCCCGUUGCGCGCUCAGGGGAUAUCGAGCUGCAGCAUAACCCUUCGCUACUCCUCAAGAUCCUAGAUCAAGGCCGAUUCGAUAUAUACUGGUAUCUUCUAGAUUUAGUGACCAGAACGAGUGACCGAAGACCGUUUAUACCUGGUACCGACCUGCCCGAUGUCACUUUCGAACCAUUGCACGUAGCCAUCCGCUUCGGCCACCUCAAGACUGUCCAGGACAUUAUUUCAGAGGACAUCACUUUCAGAGGCCACAUUUCGGACGAAACCGCCAUUGGCAUUGGUCACCAUGUCUUCACCCCAUUAUCCGCCGCCGUGUAUUGGCGCCAGCCCGACGUGACGCGAUACAUCCUUGGUUUCGGUCGGUAUGAGCGAAGUGAGCUGGAGACGGCCAUCACUAUUGCUCUAGCGAACGACGACUAUGACCAAAUGAACAUUCUCCUCGAGUCCGGAGCUUUAGCUAUGCUUUCUGCUUCUUCACCUUACGACUUUUCUUCGCCCGCUACGAGCUUUGUCGACUCGGGGCUGGCAUCGCCGAGUAUCGAUAUUCCGGGCACGGGCUCCUUCGAUCGGUCCAUGCCUGACGCUACUUACGCCCCCGAAAAAGCAUCUCUUCCUCCGCCCCCCAACUGGAAUAGGGACCUCACAAUCACACCGGCAACUCUUGGCAGAGUUCCAGGCGCACCGAUAUCUACUACAGAAAGGGCUUCGCAAACCGCAACAACCGAUAGGACUAGAAGGAAAGAACAGGAGCGGUCGAGUUUCAAGCUUGCUGCGACACACAAGAGAAGAGGUGCCCAUAUGCAACGGCAAAUGCUCGGGAAGAAUCUCAUCACGUAUCUGGAUUCUCUCUGCAGGCGGGUGAGGGAGACUCUUGCGGGCUCAGAAGACGGCAGUUUAGAGGCCAACGUUGCAUUACAUUUCUCAUCCUUUGCCAAGGUCUGGGAUGGAGGACUUGCCGUCUUUAAACAGAUUAUCAAUAAUCAUCCGCCGAGAGGGGGGAUUAUCGAAGUCAUGGACUGUUUGGUUGUGGCGAGUGCUUUGUGCACGUCAAUAGGUAAUGAUGACAGCGCAAUGUAUCUUCAAUUCGUCAACGAUCUCGGCCGGUGGAAAACUAUCCUAGAACCCGACGAACAAACCCUCUUCACCAAAAUCGCUUUCUCCCUCUGGGCCUACACCGACCUCUCCUCCCCCCUCCACGAACACAACGACCAGGUCAACCUCGUCCGCUUCCAGGAACUAAUCCAAGACCUCAUAACCUUCGAACGAACCUACCAGCGCACCCCUAGCCGCUCGGCCCCCUACGCGACGCGCCUCAGCACCAUCCAGCAACAGUACAUGGCGAAAGAAGGGGGCUGGGCUUCCGGCCAGGCGCCUUCUAUGUCCAUCCCCAUUCCCGGGGGAAACAUGGCGCAGAAGCGGCGGCUCGCGGAGUCGGUUGCGUUUACGCCCGAGUCGGAGUCAGUGGAUGAUGGGUUUUCGAUUGAUGAGUUUUUUGAUGUUGAUCGGUUUUUGGCGGAGAGUAUGGAUAGUGAGCCUGUGCCGAAGAGGUUUCCGAAUUUGGAGUUGUAUGAUAUUUUGGCUACGACCGUGCUUUUGGUUGCCUCGGUUGCUUUUUCUAUAGUUCUUACGCUCAUGACGAUGCUCCAACUCGGUUUUGACUCCAAGGCAGUCCAGCAAGUAUGGCGCCAAGGCCCGGGAUAUUCCAGGUCUUGCAACCUCUUGAGCCUGUACUUUGAGAGUAUCGGAGGCUACAGCAAGAGCGCGCAGCAUUCCCGGCUCGGCAGGCCAUUUUCUCUCGACCGGAGGAUAGAGAACCUCUCGCUCUCGGCCGUAUCGAUCUCGUCGACGGGGUACACGGGGUCGGCAGCGUCUUCUACAAGUCACCCGUCCAUAGCAGUCCCGACUCGAGUAAACUCCUCCACCAACUUGAGGUAA